UUCUUAAAUAGUCCCAAGACCAGCCUGGUGGCUUCCUGAAUGGUGUAAAUUUGCAUUAGAGUACAAAUAUAUAUAUUUAGAAAUGUGCACCAAACAAAGUUACAAUUUUAAUACUUAACGGGAUCUAACUAGUGUUCAGUCUUCCCUUGACGGGCCAAAUCGUGGGUCGCACAGGUAUGUUUUCUUAAGUUUUCAGGCAGAAGAGGAUGAUGGUAAGUCUUGAUUUUGAUUUGGGUGCCUAAGCGCACUAAACCAAUCAAAUGCUCACUCCCUCCAAGGUAAAAGGGUAAAUUUUGGAAUGUGUUGAUCACAGAAUAUGCAUGCUGUACAUCACAUAUGCACAAAUGUUAAUUUCACAAUGUAAUCUUACAUAAUGUCAGUGCAAUUGUGCUAACAAGCAAAACGAAUUCCUAUAUUGCUUCAGUAGUUAUUACUAGAAAUGAACAUCUGGUAUUGUUUUAAGGCAUACCGUAAGCACAGACAGUUCUCACUGUUAACAUUAAGAAAAGUCGAAUCUCCAGGUUGAUGACUUUAAUAAAUCUAGGCUGAUGCGUUUUGUGCAUUAUUUAUUUAUUUAUUGCAUAUUAAAAACGACAGCAUAUGGGAUGGAUUUUUACCCGCUGAGUCCCAAAUAACUUUACAUUAGGUCAGGGAGUUGGCUUUUCGUUAUUAUAGUUGUUAUUGUUCUCCAGCUUGAGAUGCAGAUGUAAGUAAUGUAAUAUAUCCAGCAUCUCAAGACCACAAGUUGCCUAGUGAAAUGUAAAACAGAGUUUCUGCACUAAAUUCUGAUUGGAUGAGCUAUUGUAAAAUAGCCAUUAUGUGUACACUUGUGUCCACAUGUCAUUUGAAUUCUUUUACCCUGAUUAAGGGGGUUUUAUGUACUUCUCUCUUCAUGUUGAACCUAAAACAUCGCUUUUAGCGUGGUAAAAUGACUAUAAUGUAGAGUCUUGUAGAGGCUUUUUGCUUUAUUUUACUUGACAUUAAAGAGCCUGAAGAUACUUAAGACCUUAAACAGUAUUAGAUGUUCAGUAACUUACCUUAUUUUAAAAUGUUAUAGUGAGAUUUAUUUAAUUGGGUGAUUUCAUCCUCUCAAAUUAUUAUAGCGAUUAUUUUAUUUAACAUGACUGUGUGGAUUUUUUACUGAUUAUACUCGUACUGCAUUAAGACUGUUCUGUAUUUCAUCUCCUUUUGUUUUCUUUUUAAGCCUAAUUAUUGAGUACAAUCAAAUGUUUUUAUUUCCUAGAAUGAACCGCACUUGAAAUUAGCAGCUACAAUAGAGAAAACAUCCAGUUUCUAGUUGAAUAUCCUGCUUUAUUUCUAAUAGAACGCAUUUACAUUUUUGUACUCAGAAACUGUUAAAAUUGGUCUUGUAAGUCUGACAAAAGCAUAGCACUUCUUUUAAAAUCGGUUGUCUUAAUUAAAGCUGCUAACUUUAAUGCGAAUUAUGUCUUAUUUUAUUUGUACGGUUUACUUUGGGUUGCUUUAUUGAGUUACUGUUUUUUGUCUGUCUGUUUUGUUUCUGUAUUUAAAGCCACAGUGGAAGCCCUUUAGGUGGCUAACAACUUAGUGAUUUUGCAUUGUUAUAACAUUCUUGAAUUGACUCCAGUGGCCAAGCACUUUUCUUAGCUGGCCAAACAACCAUGGGUGUGAAUCAAAGUGUUCUGGGUUAAAGCAGGUUAACGCAGCAGACAUGUCACGUGACAAAUGCGUGUCAAGAAAAAAGCAUCAGGGGGAAAAAAGAAGCUAAAAGCCUUGAGGUGGCCCUUUUUACUCUCUCUCUGUUUCCCCUAUUUUCUCUUCUCCUCAUGUCAUUGUGUUCUGCAUCAAACCCUUAACAUCCCUCAGAGCUACGAGAAGUUCGACGCGUGCCACCAAGAUUCUCCAUCCUCCCCACAAGCCACGAGAUCAUGCCAGGUGGUAGCGUCAACAUCACCUGCGUAGCUGUGGGCUCGCCCAUGCCCUACGUCAAGUGGAUGCUUAACUCUGAGGACCUGACGCCUGAGGAUGAGAUGCCAGUAGGCAGGAACGUUCUGGAAUUAAACAGUGUCCGCGAGUCAGCCAACUAUACCUGUGUGGCCAUGAGCAGCCUGGGCAUCAUCGAGGCUGUGGCUCAAAUAAUCGUCAAGUCCUUACCAAAACCUCCAGGUGCACCUGUCGUAACAGAAACUACCGCCACCAGUAUCACCAUCACCUGGGACAGUGGCAACCCUGAGCCUGUCUCCCAUUACAUCAUUCAGUAUCGUGCCAAGUCUCCCGAGAGCAAGUUUGAGAUCGUGGACUCCAUCACAACUACACGUUACAGUAUCGGAGGACUUUCUCCAAACACGGAUUACGAGAUCCGCGUGUCAGCCUUUAAUACUAUUGGACAGGGCCCACCCAGUGAACCUGUUGAGGCUAGAACUGGGGAACAAGCUCCUGCCAGCCCACCACGGAAUAUCCAAGCCCGUAUCAUCUCCCAGAACACCAUGAUGGUCCGCUGGGAUGAACCAGAGGAACCCAAUGGACAGAUCAAGGGUUAUCGGGUCUACUAUACCAUGGAUCCAUCUCAGCCCAUGAGCAUGUGGCAGAUCCACAAUGUACAAGACAGCGUGAUCACCACCAUCCAGAGUCUGGUGCCCUCAGAGACCUACACCAUCAGAGUGUUGGCCUUCACGUCCGUAGGAGAUGGACCCUUCUCAGAUCCCAUUCAUGUCAAAGUGUUACAAGGAGUUCCUGGACAGCCAACCAGCUUCCAGGUUGGUGAGGUUUCAGACACAAGCGUUGAGCUUACAUGGGAACCGGCAUUCGAAAAAGAGGGAAUAAUCAGUUACGAACUGCAUUACAAUGAGGGCAAUCAAGGACUUCAGGUAAAGAAAACAUUUGGUCCAACCUCUUCCUAUGUGGUGGAGGGUCUGCGUGCAAAUACAGAGUACUACUUCUCUCUGGCCGCCAUCUCCAACAAAGGCAUUGGAGCCUUCACCAACAAAAUAUUCCAAAGGACUUCGCAAGCCAAGCCCUCCGCCCCCCCUCAAGACAUUAAGUGCACCAGCUCCAGCUCCACCACCCUGCUGGUAAGUUGGCGCCCUCCGCCGGUCGAGAGCCAGAAUGGGGCGCUGGCCGAGUACAUAGUGCGCUACGUGGUGGUGGGGGCCGGGGCAGAGGUCAGCUCAGAGCCCGUGGAGGAGCCGGCAGUACCGUCCACCUCCAGCCAGAUACUGCUGCAGCGUUUGGAGAAAUGGACCAUGUAUCGAGUCACCGUGGCGGCUGCCACCAGCGUGGGUCCGGGCCCUGAGAGCCAGCCUCUACUUUGCCGCACGGAUGAAGAUGUGCCCGGGGCCCCCCCUCGCCGCGUGGAGGUAGAAGUUCUCAACUCCACUGCCAUCAAGGUGAUGUGGCGCUCCCUGUUGCCAGGGAAACAGCACGGGCAGAUCCGCGGCUACCAGGUGCACUACGUCCGCGUUGAGAAUGGCGAAUCCCGUGGCCUGCCCCUCAUCAAGGAUGUCAUGCUAGCCGAUGCACAGGAGAUGGUCAUUGGGGGCUUGCAACCUGACACCACCUACUCCAUCACCGUGGCAGCCUACACCACCAAAGGAGAUGGUGCCCGCAGCAAACCCAAACUGGUGGUGACUAAAGGAGCAGUGCCGGGGCUUCCCUUUCUCUCAGUCAACCAAAUCUCAGAGACUUCUGCUUUAGUACGCUGGCAACCCCCGGAGUUCAUCGCUUCAGGUCUCGAAGUGCAGGGCUAUCGGCUACAGUUCGGCCGAAAGGACAUGAGCCCUUUGGCCACACUGGAAUUUGGUCCUCAGGAACUAGAAUAUUCCAUUAGCAAUAUCCACCGAGGGGCAACGUACAUCUUCAAAGUCUCCGCCAAGUCUAAAUCGGGAUUCGGCGAAGAAGCUACACGAGAGCUAAGUGUCCCGGAGGAGGUACCUCGAGGUUACCCUCAAAUAACCGAACGAUCCAACAUUACCUGCUGCUCGCUUCAGUUCGCCUGGCUACCUCCAGUGCUAGCCGAACGCAACGGCGCUAUAACAGAAUACACGCUGGCAUAUCAAGAGGCCGGUACUGCAGGUGGACCGAAGGAGUUGCGUCUGCCAGCAAGCGAGAAUAGCUACACCCUCAACAGCCUGAGGCCCAAUGUAGUGUACGAUGUGAAAAUUCGAGCACACACCAGUGUAGGUCCAGGGCCCUACAGCCCGUCGAUCCAGUAUCGAACAGUGGCCUUCGAAGCAGAUGUUCCCAAGAAUUUCACAGUGAAGCUGGUCACCAAGACGACAGCGCUGCUCACCUGGAAGUUUUCCGAUAGUCGUUCCCCGUACCACUGCAAUAUCGAAUACAAUCGACAAAAGGUUGCAGUUGAUGCUAGGAUGACCAAAACUCUCAUUACCAACCUGCGGCCUAACACCACCUAUGAGUUCAGAAUCACGUGCCAGGAGAGCAGCGAGGGUGGACCCAAACACAAGCUUGUCGCCAGAACAGCGCCACCUAUUUUGGUCCGAAAGCCCGAGUUGGACCAGAAAAGAGAGCCAGACAACACCCUGACAAUUCUCUUCCCACUGCUGGAAACCAAAGACAUGAUCAAGGCCAUCUAUGUUGUGGUCGUUCCGCUGAAGAAGGGUAGAGGGCCAAUCAGACACAUUAAAACUCCUGAUGAGCUGGACCUUGAAGAGAUUUUGGGCGAGAAAAGACUCAGUCAACGUCACGCCCGAACCACCCGUCAACUCAAGCAGGUGGAUGGUAUGAGGCCCUACAUCGCUGCCAGCUUCAAGCCCUCAUUCAUGCCACCAUCAUUCACCCUGGGCAACCAGAUGGUGUACAGCGGCUUUGAAAACAGGGCGUUGGAUCCUGGGCAGGAGUAUGUCUUCUUCAUCCUAGCUGAGCUCAACACCACUGGAGGGAAAAUGUUUGCUUCCAGCCCAUACACAGACCCCAUCACGGCUCCUGACGUGGAUCCUCAGCCAAUAGAAACGGGAGGAGACGGCCUCAUCUGGGUGGUGGGACCCGUUCUCGCUGUAGUCUUCAUAAUCUGUAUUGUGAUUGCGAUUCUCCUCUACAAGAACAGCAAACGGAAAGAGUCAGAGCCACGUACGAAAUGCCUGCUGAAUAACGCAGAUAUCACGGCACAUCACCCGACAGACCCUGUAGAGAUGAGACGCAUCAACUUCCAAACUCAAGAUUCUGGUCUAAGCAGCCCUCUCAGCGAAGGCGGUUUUGACUACGAAAGUAUGAUGAACCACCCUCCUAUACCUAUUGCGGAGCUGGCCGAGCACACGGAGCUACUGAAGGCCAAUGACAACCUGAAGCUCUCCCAGGAGUACGAGUCCAUCGAUCCGGGCCAGCAGUUCACCUGGGAACAUUCCAACCUGGAGGUCAACAAACCCAAGAACCGCUACGCAAACGUCAUCGCCUAUGACCACUCCCGCGUAAUCCUGGCUCCCAUUGAAGGAAUAACAGGCAGUGAUUACAUCAACGCUAACUACAUUGAUGGCUACAGGAAGCAAAACGCAUACAUAGCCACACAGGGUCCGCUGCCAGAGACAUUCGGAGACUUUUGGAGGAUGGUGUGGGAGCAACGAGCUGCUACUGUUGUCAUGAUGACGAGACUGGAGGAGAAGUCACGGAUAAAGUGCGAUCAGUACUGGCCCAGUAGAGGGACGGAGACCUACGGUAUGAUUCAAGUGACGCUCCUGGACACCAUCGAACUUGCUACUUUCUGUGUGCGCACCUUCUCCCUACACAAGAACGGAUCCAGUGAAAAGCGAGAGGUGCGACAGUUCCAGUUCACCGCAUGGCCGGACCACGGCGUUCCUGAGUACCCCACUCCAUUCCUGGCUUUCCUCAGGAGGGUGAAGACCUGCAGCCCACCUGAUGCCGGCCCCAUCAUUGCCCACUGCAGUGCUGGUGUUGGUCGUACGGGUUGUUUCAUCGUGAUUGACGCUAUGUUGGAGCGCAUAAAACACGAGAAGACAGUGGACAUCUAUGGUCAUGUGACCCUCAUGCGCUCCCAGAGGAACUACAUGGUGCAGACAGAAGACCAGUACAGCUUCAUACAUGACGCCCUGCUGGAGGCCGUUUCCUGCGGCAACACAGAGGUGGCGGCACGAAGCCUCUUCUCGUACAUCCAGAAGCUGGCUCAGGUGGAGACCGGAGAGCAUGUCAGCGGCAUGGAGUUGGAGUUUAAGCGUUUGGCAAACUCUAAAGCUCACACGUCUAGAUUUAUAAGUGCCAAUCUGCCAUGUAACAAGUUUAAAAACCGCCUGGUCAACAUCAUGCCGUACGAGACCACUCGAGUCUGCUUGCAGCCAAUCAGAGGCCUGGAGGGUUCUGACUACAUCAACUCCAGCUUCAUCGAUGGAUACAGACAACAGAAGGCUUAUAUAGCAACACAAGGCCCAUUAGCAGAAACCACUGAGGACUUCUGGAGAAUGCUGUGGGAGAACAACUCCACCAUCGUGGUGAUGCUCACCAAACUGAGAGAGAUGGGCCGAGAAAAGUGUCAUCAGUACUGGCCCGCAGAGCGUUCUGCUAGAUAUCAGUACUUUGUGGUGGACCCCAUGGCGGAGUACAACAUGCCGCAGUAUAUACUCAGAGAGUUUAAAGUGACAGAUGCUCGGGAUGGCCAAUCCAGGACUGUACGGCAAUUCCAGUUCACAGAUUGGCCGGAACAAGGGGUGCCCAAGUCCGGAGAGGGCUUCAUAGAUUUUAUUGGGCAGGUGCAUAAAACCAAGGAGCAGUUUGGGCAGGAUGGGCCUAUUUCUGUCCACUGCAGUGCUGGUGUGGGUCGAACUGGCGUCUUCAUCACGCUAAGCAUCGUGCUAGAGAGGAUGCGCUAUGAAGGAGUGGUAGACAUCUUCCAGACAGUCAAAAUGCUGCGAACGCAACGACCAGCAAUGGUGCAAACAGAGGACGAGUACCAGUUUUGCUACCAGGCGGCUCUGGAAUACCUUGGAAGUUUUGAUCACUAUGCAACGUAAAAAGCCAUUUUGUUGCCCCUACCCCUCAAGCCCCAUCCACCCACAGCCUGCUGAGCCAUAGAAACUUGCUUGAAAAAAUUUAAAACAAUGACAAUUAUACAAAAUUCAAAUAAAGAGAAAUUUUCAACAAAUCGUCUUUUUGGAACCAAUCAAAACGCAAUUGUGAGUAAUCCUAAUUGGACAGCAACACUAGAGAAGCAUGCUAAAGGAUCCCACUAGAAACAAAUCUCUCUACAUCCCAAACUCAUGAGGAGGAACCAAAUGUAUUGGCUCUGGCUGUAGGGUGGGAAUGAUCUAGGUGUCGGACCUCUAACCUAACCUCAAGUGUUCUGAUGUUGAGGACAUACGUUGUUUCUUUUUUAAACUAACUCUAUUAACGUAAAAUGAAGGAAAAACUUGUUGGCCAAAGUCAAAACUUGCCCGCAAAUAAACUAAAUGGAUAGAUGUUGAGCAGUUGAAACUGGUUAGGUAAUUGGUUGAGAUUCCUCAUUUACCAAGAUGGAAAAAAGCAAAUGCGCAGUUUCCAAAUCUUCAUUACCAUUUUCAAUGAAAGAAUAUCUGUCUGUUUAACUAUGGACUUCUUUGACGUCCUGGAGAGUCUACCUAAUUGGCCAUCUUAGGAGAAGUUGGGGAAAGGGUAUAAACAAUUUGUAAAAGAUUUAUUGUGCUUCUCACAUUAUGGGUUAUUCUCUAAGCCUCUCCUAGUGACAUGUUGCCAUCCGGACAAAAUUGGGAGCCACUUAAGAAGUAAUUCAAGGCAAACCGUUCAUCCACUUGAAGUAACUCUCCUCUCAAAACCACUGGAGCUGACAAGAAUCUCAGACAAAAAAGAACCAUACAAGGUACUGAGGCAUUCAAGGAAGCGGUUGCAUACCAUUUAAAUUGGAUCCCUUACCGCAUCUGUUUCCUUUGCUCUUGGGGUGCAGACAGUUAAUCGGUGUAGCUCCAUCUUCAUCCUCCUGUAGGCAGGAAGUAUUGGUUGCUUUAGCUGCAGAUUUGGACCAGAGAAACCACCAAGGAUCACUCGAGUUUCUUCUGUGACUUCAACCGGUACAUUUGGACUUGUUUCUCAGUUGACAUGCACCAUGUAUUUGAUGCAGUCGCCACCGAAUAGCAACAUGUUGAUAUUUCUUGCUUUCGGUACUUUGGCGUCCCCAGUGACUAACGUUCAUUGCCAUUGUUUCAAGCAAUUUUUUUGUCUCACAACUGUUUUUUGUUUGUUUUUUUCUCCACUUUCGAUACCAAACAUGCUGCUUUUGCUCCAUUAUGCUGUAUGUGUACAUGUGAAGAUUCCAGUUUAAUGGACAGUAUAUGACUUGAGUGAAUGAGAGUGUGAGCAUGUGUAUUGGUCCCACCUUUCCAUCCAUUUCUUGAUGCCCCAAGGAUCUUCUAACGGAUGAAACCAUGGACAACCUUAUCUUGGGGAAAGGUGUCCACUGCCCUGUGUUGCCCCGUUAAAAUCCUAUGGUUAAAUAUUCCAUAAAUAUGAUUUCAUCAUCAUGGCAAACAACCCAUCCAAUGGAUAUUUUUUUAUUUGUUGGUUUGUUUUGGGGAGUUUCACCAUCAGUGGAUUUUGGCUUACAAGCAAGAAAUGGACAAUCGUGAUACAUUUGCGACAUAAAAAUAUUGGUACAAUUAACUUGCGCAUUGUGAAUCUUCAAAUGUGUUGUUUAGGGUGGGAGUAGUCUACACGCUCAUGCAUAUGCAUAUGAGGGGGAGGAGUCUUUUCCCCACUGAUUGGCUAUAAUGGUGAAUGCUUGAACUAUGGAUUCUGAUUGGUGAGAGGAUGAAAGGAGCCGUGUGUAAUCUUAUUUCCAAAAAAGCCUUAUUCUUGUUACAUCAUAUGAAAAAAUACACAUUGAUGUUGUAUUAUUUUGAUUAUCUUAACAGACAUUUGAUUUCUUGGUUGUUUUUUUUUUUGUUUGUUUUUUCUUUAACAAAAAUAAUGUACUCAUUUUUUUAAUUAGCAAAACAAAAUAAUGGUCAUAUUAUGUUAAAAGACAUUCUAUUUUUUCACUGUAGAAAUGUUACAUGAGAUGUGUUUGUGUGUGUAUGUAAACAGACACACAAACACAUAUAUUUAAAUGCAGAAUAUAUAGAUUUAUCCAAAUCGUAAGAUCACAGGAAAGGAAUAUCCUUUACUGUGUCCUUUUUUUUUUUUUUCAUAUACCACCAUGAAUCGAUGAUUUGCUUGUAUAAAAUCAUGCAUUCUUUUUUUCUUUUUUUUUUUAUAGUUGAGGAAAUGCAUUCACAAAAAUGCAGAAAUUUCCAGGCCCACGGCCAAAAAGCCUUUGACUUCCUGUCGCCCCAUAACGAAUUACAGUUUCGAUUACCAUUGUUAUUUGGCGGUAGGCCUAUUAUUAACUGAAGUAUUACUUUUAUAAAAGGUGUAAAACUGGUUUACUAAACAUUAAAUUGAAAAAAAUACAAAUAAAAAAAAAAGUAAUUUGUUAUCGUCCAUCUCUAUGAAAUUUUCAUGUACGUUUUUUGAUGUUUCUUACGUUUUUUUUUUUUUUUUUUUUUACUUUUCAUCCACAGAAUGUUCGGUUGUUUGUUAAAUAUUAGCUGUGAUCCUGAAUAUAAUGCCUGUAAAUAAACAAAUAUAUAUAUUAUAUGUAUUUGUAUAAUUUGACCCACAAGAAUUCUGUCUUUGAACAAUACGGAGAUAAAAAAAAAAAAUGUUUAUGCUAAUGGAAAUACCUUCCACAGUUUUGAAAGAAGCUUUGUCUUACACCAACAGCUCUUUUUAUCCCUUUAUUUUGCUUUUUUCUGAUCCAUUCACAUUUUUUUCUUAUCUUACCGCCACAUUCCUCAAGCCCAGUGGUGAGAGAAAUAACAAGGGUUCUCCUUUUGCCCUGAGUCUUUGGGCAUCAGUUUUAUUUUUCAUUGGUAAAGGAUGGAGCUCUCUAAUCUAAUAGAGUUAAUCACACGAAAACAUGUCCAGGACACAUUUCACCCUAAAAUCUAAAGAAAAAAAAUGAAUUUAUAUUUUGCAUUGUUACAGUGUUUUCUUGUCAGUAAAGCACAUUUUCCACCCAAUUCUCAUUACUGUAAUCCAUCUUUGUGAUCGCAAUUUUUAUUUGUAUUUUGUAUUUUUAAUUUUUUUGCAUUACGGUAAUGAGAAAUGGAGUGAAAAUGUGCUUAAUUGACAUAAAAACAAUGCCACAAUGAAAACAAUCUUAACAGCAGAAAAAAAAUGGCUUCAUUUUAUUUAUGCAAAAAAACAAUUUCUUAUCAAAUAUGACUUGGACAUGUUCUUGACUGGCUUCUCCCAAAAAUGAACCCUAUUUUUACCCAUACCAAGCCUGAAACAGGUGAUUUUGCAUUUUAAUCUCAUUCCGAGUAAUUCUGUUGUUUGAUUUGGAUGAUGAGUUUGAUGUUUGAAGGGCUUGCAUGCCCAGUGCCUAUAAAAUGCCAUAUGAACAGUGAGAACAAAUUGCCUUGAAUGGUUGCGUGUUUGGCGAUUGGCUUCACUACAUCAUAGCUAGCUAGCAUAAAGACCCGAUAAAACAGGGCUCCUCUCUCACCACUGCCCAUGUUUCAUAUUUUAAGUCAUUUAUUCUUUUUAAAUAAUAAUUGGUAGGUCAUUACAAAGCUCUAGAAGUUUACAGAUGCAUGCCAUGUUUAGUUAAUUUUAAAUUUUUUACUUUGGGGAUUUUUCGUUAAGGGACGAAGUACGAGAGCCGAGAGAACUUGGAAUCUGGAAAUUCCAGCGCUGCCUUUUAAACUGUUAGGAGUUGUGUGUGUUUCUAACGAACUAUUCCUCGGGAAAGCAAAGAACACUUGUUUGAUUGGACUUUAAGGACUGCUCACGAAAAACUACAAUGGCUUGGAGGUGCUUGGAAGUUCGAACAAUGUCAAAACGUUUUGUCCAAACAUAAGGACGUUGGACCUCGGACAAAAGGAGCCAAACUAACAAGACAUUGGGGUUAACGUAUUAGGGUACAUAAAAUGGAGAACCAAUGUACAAAAAUUGAACGUAUUAACACAAUGGCCAACUAAAAGAAGAGAAAAAAGCCAAACUCGAACGUAAAAAUGGUUUUUCUUUGUACGAAGGCCAAGUGCUUUCGCUUUCAAACUGUUACUUCUGAUGGACACAAUAAUUGGUUUGAAACCACUGUGUAUGUAGAUAUGUUGACUUUGUAUUAAAGAAAUGUUGUCUGAAAA
This is a messenger RNA of Myxocyprinus asiaticus (Chinese sucker), 11120 nucleotides long. RefSeq names its product receptor-type tyrosine-protein phosphatase S-like. The transcript has 28 exons. Gene Ontology annotation, molecular function: protein binding; protein tyrosine phosphatase activity. NCBI's taxonomy places the organism in Eukaryota, Metazoa, Chordata, Actinopteri, Cypriniformes, Catostomidae. The record is from RefSeq and is a predicted model, not a curated record. Gene Ontology annotation, biological process: protein dephosphorylation. The coding region runs from base 1908 to 6953 and encodes 1681 amino acids.